AUGUCAAUUUUGGAAUAUUCGGGAGCACUCGCAGCACAAGGAAGAGCAUCCUGGAAGAACGUGCACAACUGUAAACUAUGCCCCUACUUUUCAACAUCAUUUUUCCUUAUGUUGAACCACGUGAGACGACACCGUUCAUCUCUGGAAAAAUUCAUGUGUGAAAAAGCCAAAAUUGAAGCCUAUUUUUGUAAAGAUUGCAAAUUUAAAACAAAAUUAACGCUUCAGUUCAAAAAGCACAUUAAUAAACAUCACGGAAUUAACAAAGAAUCUAGAAAAGGUUCAUCAAGUAACGAUUUUCGUAUACGAACCUACGUUUGCAAUAAAUGCAACUUUGAAACAAAUCUCUCAUUAAAAAAGAUUCAGCAUAGUUCAGAAUGUACAAGAAAGAAGCAAAAUCUUCAAAGUGUGAGUUUUCCAAACGAGAGCGGCACAUUUAAUUCCGAUUUCAAGCAAAUCAAUAAAAUACGUUGGCAUAAUUGCGCUGAAUGUACCUACCAGGGUAAAUGCAAAAAUAAUGCACUACAUCAUGUAGCAGAUUGCCAUUUAUCAAAGCGCUAUGCAUGUGAAAAGUGUCCAUUUAAGUGUAGAUGGAAAUCGACUUUCAGAGUCCACCUAAACCAAAAGCACUUAGCUGAAGAACACGUUGAAUGGUACAAGUGCGAUAAAUACCCAUUCAAGGCGAAAAACAGAACUUAUUUAAAUAGGCACACAAAGGACAAAUACUUGAAAGACGAAGACGUUAAGUGGUACAAUUGCAAUGAGUGUCCUUACAGAACUAAGUAUAAAUCUUCACUAAAGACACACGUAAUUGCAAAACAUCUAGAUGAUGAACAAAUUAAGUGGUACGAAUGUAAACAAGUAUCGAGUUUAAAAACUCACAUAAAAAUUAAACAUUUGAACGAAUAUUACGAAUGUGAAGAGAAUGCUCGUACAAAACUAAAACAAGAGCUAAAUUAA
Messenger RNA from Zophobas morio, 957 nucleotides. RefSeq names its product zinc finger protein 711-like. The coding region runs from base 1 to 957 and encodes 318 amino acids. NCBI's taxonomy places the organism in Eukaryota, Metazoa, Arthropoda, Insecta, Coleoptera, Tenebrionidae. The transcript has a single exon. Gene Ontology annotation, biological process: regulation of transcription by RNA polymerase II. The record is from RefSeq and is a predicted model, not a curated record. Gene Ontology annotation, molecular function: RNA polymerase II transcription regulatory region sequence-specific DNA binding; DNA-binding transcription factor activity, RNA polymerase II-specific.